Molecule: messenger RNA, 3312 nt
Organism: Blastomyces dermatitidis ER-3
Lineage: Eukaryota; Fungi; Ascomycota; Eurotiomycetes; Onygenales; Ajellomycetaceae
Product: vacuolar protein sorting vps16
Exons: 7
Coding region: 143-2635 (830 amino acids)
Biological process (GO): endosomal transport; vacuole fusion, non-autophagic; intracellular protein transport
Cellular component (GO): endosome; cytoplasm; HOPS complex
Molecular function (GO): actin binding
Source: RefSeq, a predicted model, not a curated record
UUCCAAUCAACCUCUGCUGCGUCUAUGUAUUGCUUGUAUAUGACAAGCUAUGUUAUGAUUAAGCCCAAUUUUGACGUUCAAAGCUAGAGGACCUAUGAAAUGACGAUACAAUUCACCGUUUGAUGCCGGUGUUGGAAUUCCUAUGGCCCCAACAAACCCUCUGGCUGACUGGGAGAGGGUGGGAGACCGAUUCUACAGGAAGGUCCGAGUGUACGAUGCUGUCUUUGACGAGGAGCUUGAGUUGGAAAACUUCAUUGUCGCUGGAGCUCCAUAUGGGGGAGCUAUAGCUCUUUAUCGCGAUGAAAGCAAACUCCAGAGAUACAGAGAUGCGGAGACAGCGAAGUCAUCUAUCGAUAUUUAUUCUUGCUCUGGCAAACGAAUCAGUCGGAUUAAUUGGGAACAUGGAUCAAUCCGAGGCCUGGGUUGGUUGGACGAUGAGAGGUUACUUGUAGUAACCCAAGAUGGCACCGUGCGGUGUUAUUAUGGCUUACAUGCGGACUUUACGCCAUUUUCUCUAGGAACUGUGGCAGAGGAACAUGGUGUGAAAUCCUGCCGUUUUUGGUCGGACGGUUUCGUUGCUCUCUUAAAUAACAAUCAGCUCAUUGCUGUCUCGAGCUAUGAUGAACCGCGGCCUAAAUUACUUGCAUCUCCUCCCGAAGGCGACGUAUCUUCAUGGUCAUUGAUUCCACCCAAUUACACGCUCUCACGCUCUGUCGAAGUCCUCCUUGCAGUUGACCAAACGAUCUACGUUGUAGACGCGACAGAGGCUGAAGACCGCAUGUUACAGAACGGUCCAUUUAAACAUGUUAGCGUAUCUCCCAAUGGGCGAUUUGUCGCCUUGUAUACCAACGAUGGCAAAGUCUGGGUUGUAAGCAGCGACUUCCAAAACAAACUUAGCGAAUAUCAUUCCGGGACCAGAACACCUCCAAACAACGUGGUGUGGUGUGGCAAUGAUUCCGUUGUCCUCUCUUGGGAGGACGAAGUCCAUAUGGUUGGCCCUAAUGGGGCUGCGGCGAGAUAUUUUUACGACGGCCGCGUUCAUAUCAUUCCGGAUUUUGACGGUGUGAGAUUGCUCACCAAUGACGCAUGUGAAUUUAUUCACAAGGUCCCCGAUGCUACGGAAGAAGUAUUCAGGCUGGGCUCGACUUCUCCCGCUUCAAUUCUCCUUGAUUCGGUUGGACUACUCGAGAAGAAAUCCCCGAAAGCUGAUGAGAACAUUCAGCACAUCCGUGGUAACCUUCUCGAAGCCGUCGACACCUGUGUAAAGGCAGCAGGCCACGAAUUUAAUACAUAUUGGCAAAAACAGCUCCUAAAGGCAGCAUCAUUUGGAAAGUCGGUUAUUGAUGUUUACAAUAGUGACGACUUUGUGGAUAUGUGUGAACGUCUGCGAGUGCUGAAUGCAGUACGCGACUAUCGGAUCGGUAUCCCUAUUUCGUACGAACAAUAUCUCCGCCUGACUCCGGAGAAGUUGAUUGAACGAUUGACCCACCGGCACGAGUAUCUGCUUGCAAUCCGCGUUUCCGAAUAUCUCCGCCUCCCGACGGAUAAAAUUUAUGUCCACUGGGCUAGCCAAAAGGUCAAGACUUCCGCGGAAGAUGACGACACCAUUUGCGAUAUGGUUGUAGAAAAACUUCAGGGAAAGCGAGGGAUAUCGUUUGAAACGAUAGCACAAUCUGCCUAUGAUGAAGGUCGUGGGCAUCUGGCCACUCAGCUACUUAAUUUCGAGCCACGAGCAGGAAGGCAGGUGCCGCUCCUUUUGAAUAUGGAAGAAGAUAACCUUGCGUUGGACAAAGCCAUAGAAAGUGGCGACACGGACCUAAUAUAUUUUGUCCUAUUGCAGCUUAAACGGAAACUUCCCCUGGCAACAUUUUUCCGAACGAUCAAUACUCGCCCUGUUGCAUCCGCCCUCGUGGAGGCAUCUGCCCGAUCUCAAGAUGUGGAGUUACUCAAAGAUUUGUAUUAUCAGGAUGAUCGUUCAGUUGAUGGUUCAAACCUACUUUUGAGAGAUGCGCUGGCUCAAUCAGACCCACAAGCUAUUGGAGACAAGCUACGAUUAGCAUCUAGAUUGUUGGUGGACUCCAAAGAUGCGAGCGUGCAAUCACAUCAGAAAUCAUUGGCGGAAGCUGCGCAACUCUUGAAAAUUCAAGAUGGACUAGAUAAGGAUAUUGCGGACGGCAGUACUGAAUUUGUUGGUCUGAGCAUAAACGAAACUAUGUACAGAUUAAUAAAAUCUGGAUAUGGAAAACGUGCGAACAAAAUACAAAGUGAAUUCAAGGUACCGGAGAAGGCUUUUUGGUGGGUGAGAUUGAGGGCUUUGGUAGCCAAACGAGAUUGGGGAGAGCUUGAGGAGCUUGCGAAACCCAAGAAAUCUCCGAUUGGAUGGGAGCCAUUUUACGAUGAAAUUCUAAGCGCCGGAAAUACCAAACUCGCAUCAAUUUUCAUUCCGAAGUGCACCAAUCUGCCAGUCAGCGAGAGAAUCGAGAUGUGGGUGAAGUGCGGGAUGGUGGUUAAGGCUGGAGAGGAGGCACUUAAGGCCAAGGACGUUGACAGCCUGGAAGUGCUCAGAGGGAAAGCAUCCGGUCUUGCCGUGGGUGAAAUUGACCGAAUGAUCAACCAAUUAAGGCCAAGGAAAUAGAAAAAUCCCCCAACCCUCUGGCAAAUGCGGUAGUUUUUCUUCUGUCUUCUUUUAGUUCCGUUCGUUCGGGAUGUCAGAUACCACAGUAUAUAGAGCCAGCCCUCUUUAGGUGAUUUCUCCAUCUUCUUCGAAUUCAAACUUUUGGGCAGGCGCUGCCUGUUGUAAAGGCUUAGAAAUCGCUUUAUGUGUAGAUGUCCCUUUUGAUGCACCAUCUUCGUCCAUAACCUCAGCGUUGUCCUCAUCCCCACCCCCUGAGACCAGCUUGCCAAGUGCAGCAAGGGCCUUACGAUUCAUCUCCUCCCACGUCGCCUAUUUCUCUAUUAGCUUUAUUAUCCAUAUAAACGAAAGGGAAAGUAAAAAAAGUCCAGCAAAAAAAGAUAUCACUGGCAAAAGCAAAGAAAGGAAAAAAUAAUAUCCUCACCCUUCGCUCUUUCACAACCCUCCCUUUACCAAGACUUUUGGCUAUUUUCUUUUCAGUUUUAUCCAUGACGAAUUCUGCACGUUCCAUUCCCUUCUCUUGCCGCCUCCGCUGGGCACGAGUCAGCUGCUUGGAUUUGGACUUCUUUGUAAUACCGGCAUUAUGCUGCGCGGAUAGGACAUGUGGCUUGAAUGUCGGGAUUGGCUCCGCUCUGGGAAGAGAUUUCAAUAGCGAUUCAUCGGUUGGAGAAACGGCUCGC